AUGGCGCAAUCUUACGCUAUGAAAAAUGGCAGUAAAUUUGCCUCUGGGAUCCAUCAUUCGAGAUCAUCCUCCGAUGAUGCAGGAAGUCCUGGCAUCAAGUCAAUCAAUCGAGAUGAGGAGGAAUUAGCAAGACUGGGCAAGCGUCAGGAGCUGAGACGAAAUUUUGGCUUCAUGAGCAUGCUGGGAUUUUCGUGCGGGUUGAUGAUAACCUGGGAAGGCUUGCUCACGGUCUUUGUGUACGGUUUGACAGACGGCGGUCCAGCGGGUCUGGUCUAUGGCUAUCUGUUCUGCUGGCUGGGUUAUUUUGCCGUGGUAGCAAGUCUGGCUGAGAUGGUCUCAAUGGCACCCACAGCCGGCGGCCAAUAUCAUUGGACAUUCCUAUUCGCACCGAAGUCAUGCAGAAACUUUCUGUCUUUCAUCACAGGCUGGCAAUCGGUUCUAUCCUGGCAAGCUUGUUUGGCCUCAGCUGCAUAUCUUGGAGGUACCAUCAUUCAAGGCUUGCUGGUUCUCAAUUAUCCAACCUACAAUGCGCAGAGGUGGCAGGGGACACUUCUCCUAUAUGCAGUUAUUUUCAUCGCAAUGCUCUUCAACACAUUGCUGGCCAAGCAGCUUCCCAAGGUUGAGGGAGCAGUCUUGAUUAUCCACGUUGUUGGAUUUUUCGGAGUGCUCAUUACCUUGGUCUACCUUGCACCGCAUGGCAGCCCUCACGACGUCUUCGUUCUGUUCUUGAACAAUGGUGGAUACGAUAAGGGUACCUCGUUCUUCGUUGGCCUCAUUACAACUGUUUUUGCGUUUGUGGGAGCCGAUGGAGCAAUUCACAUGUCGGAAGAGAUUAGGAAUGCAUCCACUGUGGUCCCGCAAUCCUUGGUCGCUUCUAUUGGGUUGAAUGGAAUCCUAGGAUUCUCCAUGCUCAUCGCCAUUCUCUUUUGCAUCGGUGACAUCGACAAUGCUUUGUCAACACCAACAGGCUUUCCCUUUAUUGAGAUUUUCUAUCAAGCGGUGCAAUCAGUUGGGGGCGCCACGGCCAUGUCGGCCAUAGUACUAUCGUUGAUGAUUUUUGCCUCCAUUGCAGUUUUGGCUGCGGCCUCUCGGAUGAUGUGGGCCUUUGCUCGAGAUAACGGAUUGCCAGGAUCAGGUUUCAUCUCUCGAGUUGAGCCGCGAACCAAGCUACCACUCUAUUCGAUUGGCCUGUCGGUGAUCAUCACUUUACUGCUUGGGCUUAUCAACAUCGGCUCUUCGGCCGCUUUUAACGCAGUUGCUUCACUUGUCGUCUCCGGCUACCUUGGUAGCUAUACUCUACCAAUGAUCCUGUUACUCCACAAGAAACUCACCAACCCAUCCUCAAUUCACUAUGGGCCUUGGAGCCUCGGUCGGCCGCUGGGGCUUUUCUGCAACAUAUUUGGUCUUAUCUGGAUUGCUGUUGUGAUGACAUUCAGUUUCUUCCCUGCCGUUAGAACUGACCUGACUGCGCAAACCAUGAACUGGUCCUGCCUGCUCUGGGGUGGUACGAUGAUCCUAGGCAUUUUGAGCUAUUUUGGAUACUUACGCGGCAGAUAUAAUGGCCCUGUCAUUGAGAUCGAUAUCAUUGAGCAGGUCCAUGGUGUCUGA
Messenger RNA from Exophiala aquamarina CBS 119918, 1608 nucleotides. RefSeq lists its product as uncharacterized. Bases 1 to 1608 code for a protein of 535 amino acids. Lineage: Eukaryota; Fungi; Ascomycota; Eurotiomycetes; Chaetothyriales; Herpotrichiellaceae. Gene Ontology annotation, cellular component: membrane. The transcript is spliced from 3 exons. Gene Ontology annotation, biological process: transmembrane transport. The record is from RefSeq and is a predicted model, not a curated record. Gene Ontology annotation, molecular function: transmembrane transporter activity.